CUUCCUGCUUUACUGGUAACCAGAUCAUGCCGCUCCAGGAACCGCAUCGGGAGCAGUGAGUGGGGCGACCCACGGAGGAGGGGUAGUGAGGAGAACGUCAGACUUUGAGAAGUGAACAGUUGUGAUUAUGUGGGCUGCCUGUUGUAACUGGUUGUGCCUAGAUACUCAGCCGGAGGAGACUGCACCAAGUGGGAGAACACAGGCUGCUUCCAACCCUUACUUUAGACCUUCCUCUACCAUCCCAGAGAUCACUUGUAGGACGUGUGGUACGCGGCUGCAGCUUCCGCUUAGAAAGAGCCCUUGCAUGGACUGCAGAAACAACUUUUGUGGAUCAUGUUUAGCCCAACUGAGUGAUGGACAACCCGUGUGUCAACUCUGCAGAAGGUUCCGCUCUACUUCCUUCACACGGGAUGAGUUGUUAAAGAUGAAAGUGAAAGAUCUGCGAGACUACUUAUCUAUGAGGAACAUACCUACUGAACUGUGUCGGGAGAAGGAGGACUUGGUACAGCUUGUGUUGAGUCAAAGGCCCCCAAUAUUCAAUCAGAGUGGAAUGAGUCCGAGUGCAAGUCCAGGCGAGAGUUCCACUACCUCCCAGCCAACCCAAACCAUUCCAACAGUAAACAAUACCGCAAGUGCAGACAUUCUGUCAGAGGAGCAUCUUGAGGAAGACAAUGAGUCCACAGACUCCGAAGAGAUCCGGGUCCCUGGGCGGAGGGCCUCCCUCUCGGAUAUCGGUUGUGUAGAUGAUAUUGAAGCCCUCUCUGUGCGUCAACUGAAGGAGAUCCUGGCCAGAAACUUUGUCGACUACAAGGGCUGCUGUGAAAAAUGGGAGUUAAUGGAACGUGUCACCAGACUGUACAACGAACAAAAGGGUCUCCAGCAAAAAGUUUCUGCGGCUGAAGAAGGAGGGAAGCUUGGUGCAACUGGUGAUGAGAAUAUUUGCAGGGUAUGCAUGGACUCCCCUAUUGACUGUGUCCUGCUGGAGUGCGGCCAUAUGGUGACCUGCACCAAGUGUGGCAAACGCAUGAGUGAAUGCCCCAUCUGCCGACAAUACGUGGUGCGGGCUGUACAUGUCUUCCGAUCCUGACUGUCCUCUACAACGUUUUUAUUUACAUAAAUAACCCAGACGGACAGUGUUAAGCCGCCUCACUUUCAGAUGGCUGCCUCAGGAAGAGAUAAGCAAUGGCAUUUAUCCAUCUACCAUAGAUGUAGAUUGAAACCUGAUUUAUUUAUUGCGUGAGAGCUGCAAUUUUUUUAAGUGGGCUCUCCUUUCAUUGAGUAUGCCUGGGAUUGCAAGAAGCUUUUCUAACGCAUAUGUGAUUGUAAUCAAAAAUAUCUACCUGCUCAAAUGAUCCAGAUGUGGUCUGUAAGACUGGAGACCAAGAAGUCAUUCUGCCGCAAGUGAAGUGUUCGUGUACCAUGCAGGAAAUUAACUUCAUAAACAUAUAAUAUAUAUAUAU
Spea bombifrons (plains spadefoot toad) is the source of this 1460-nucleotide messenger RNA. It is a transcript of the gene RFFL, whose product is annotated as ring finger and FYVE like domain containing E3 ubiquitin protein ligase. The record is from RefSeq and is a predicted model, not a curated record. Gene Ontology annotation, cellular component: cytoplasm; plasma membrane. Gene Ontology annotation, biological process: protein K48-linked ubiquitination; proteasome-mediated ubiquitin-dependent protein catabolic process; negative regulation of extrinsic apoptotic signaling pathway via death domain receptors. Lineage: Eukaryota; Metazoa; Chordata; Amphibia; Anura; Pelobatidae. The transcript has 7 exons. Bases 128 to 1087 code for a protein of 319 amino acids. Gene Ontology annotation, molecular function: ubiquitin protein ligase activity.